CAUCAACCUCACCAUUAUCUGCCAAUCUUCCAACUCACCUCCAGGAUCAUGAAGGCAGUCCUUGCCCUCUCUCUUCUUACAUCCGCCGUCAGCGGUAGUGUCGUCUUCUCGCUCUCUACGGAGCUUAAUGGCCAAGGGAUACGAAAAUCUUGGGUCGUGGACCGCUGGAAAUGCCACAAUCUCGCCGAGGACGGCAUCGAUAACCAAGCUUCUUGGGCUUUUGUUGAUGCUGGACUAGCCAACGGAUGUGACUUAUAUGACGAUGCAGAUUGUAAAGGGAGGAGUUUGUUUGUGAAGAAGAACAAUUCGAAUAUCCUGGGCCCUGGUCCGGUGAAUCUUACGGAUUAUAAUUUUGACAAUAUCGCUAGUUCAUUCUCUUGCGUCUGAGGUGGAGGG
This is a messenger RNA of Cucurbitaria berberidis CBS 394.84, 396 nucleotides long. RefSeq lists its product as uncharacterized. The record is from RefSeq and is a predicted model, not a curated record. The coding region runs from base 49 to 387 and encodes 112 amino acids. The transcript has 3 exons. NCBI's taxonomy places the organism in Eukaryota, Fungi, Ascomycota, Dothideomycetes, Pleosporales, Cucurbitariaceae.